This is a messenger RNA of Malania oleifera, 1325 nucleotides long. Its product is annotated as probable protein phosphatase 2C 26. NCBI's taxonomy places the organism in Eukaryota, Viridiplantae, Streptophyta, Magnoliopsida, Santalales, Ximeniaceae. The coding region runs from base 88 to 861 and encodes 257 amino acids. The transcript is spliced from 9 exons. The record is from RefSeq and is a predicted model, not a curated record.
UUCACCAGCAGAGAGACAAACCGCCGGACGUGGCACAGAUUAUCAGCAGUCACCACCGAUCCAACCCUCACCCUCGCGGGAAUUGAAAUGGCGAUUCCCAUUUUCGGGUCUUCCAUUUAUAAUCCCCGCCCUCUUGUUGAUUCAAUUUUCUCUGUAAAUCUUCCAAACGGGAAUUUGAUUCCGAGGAGAAGGAGUUCACUUUCUUGUGCUCCGUCUGAACUAAAUGCAACCCCGAACCCAGUUCGGCCGGAGGUGUCCUUCUGUGUUGGAACUCACCUCAUACCACACCCCAGAAAGGUUGAGAGAGGUGGAGAAGAUGCUUUUUUUGUUAGCAGCUACAAUGGGGGCGUUAUUGCUGUUGCUGAUGGCGUUUCGGGGUGGGCUGAAGAGAAUGUGGAUCCUGCGUUGUUUCCUAAGGAAUUGAUGGCUAAUGUUUCAUGUUUGGUUGGGGAUGUGGAGGUAUUUUUAUCGAAAAUAUGGGUUAAUUAUGAUCCUCAAAUUCUCCUACAGAGAGCACAUGCUGCUACCUCCUCCAUAGGUUCAGCUACAGUAAUUGUUGCCAUGCUGGAGAAGAAUGGAAUUUUGAAGGUUGCCAAUGUUGGGGACUGUGGUUUACGGGUUAUUCGUGAAGGAAUAUUAAUUUUUUCCACAUCUCCGCAAGAACAUUAUUUUGAUUGUCCUUACCAAUUAAGCUCAGAGGUGGUGGGACAAACAUACCUAGAUGCCAUGGUUAGCAAUGUGGAAUUAAUGGAGGGAGAUGUCAUAGUGAUGGGCUCAGAUGGUUUAUUCGAUAAUGUCUUUGAUGAUGAAAUUGUUUCAACAGCAUGCCGACAUGGCAAAGUUGCUGAUGCUGGAUUCUAACUUUGACUCUCCUUACGCUUUAGAGGCCAGAACUAGGGUAAGAACUAUCAGAAUAUGAGCCAACAUUUUUUAAUUUAUAUAAAAUUCGUUUUCAGCGAUGAUCAUGACCUCCGAAUGAGUUAUUCUAUUUCAGGGUUAUGAUGUUCCCCUAUGGAAGAAAAUUCUUGGAAUGAAGCUAACAGGCAAAUUGCAUAAAUGAAUUCUUCUUCUUCUUCUUCUUCGUCUUCUUCUUCUAGUUUAAUGCAAAUGCUAAUCAGAGUUUUUUGUGGGGCAGGUGGGAAGCCUGAUGAUAUCACUGUGGUUGUUGGUCAGGUUGUGAGCUCAUGAAACAUUUAGGUCUCUUGGAGGAAAUUGAGAGCCUGUUUGUUAUAAAAGAAGAAUUGCACACCUUGUUUUUUAAUUUUCUAAUUUCGUGUAGAAAACUUGAAAAGUAAUAAAAAUAUGUCUUAAGUUUCUCAUACAAA